Molecule: messenger RNA, 1496 nt
Organism: Octodon degus (degu)
Lineage: Eukaryota; Metazoa; Chordata; Mammalia; Rodentia; Octodontidae
Gene: A4galt
Product: alpha 1,4-galactosyltransferase (P blood group)
Exons: 3
Coding region: 359-1417 (352 amino acids)
Biological process (GO): protein O-linked glycosylation
Molecular function (GO): acetylglucosaminyltransferase activity
Source: RefSeq, a predicted model, not a curated record
UGAGCGGUGCUGGAGCGGGGAGGUCGCCGUCCCGCCCGAGGGUGCCGGACCACCUGCUCCGAGGCAACAGCUGCGACCCGAUCCGCGCCCCGAGCCCCCAGUCCAGGUCAGAUCUGCCGAUCCCGGCGCGGGCAGUGACGCCAGGGGCGACACGGGGCCCCGGGCGGCCGAGGAGACUCGGACUCUCUCCCCUGCAGCAGAUGGAAUUAUGGGUGCUGAGAGGGCACAGAAAGGCUGCACUCCUGCUGGUAGAGGUCUGUUCCUGAGUUGAGACGGUCUCCGCCCACCCAGUUGCUCCAGCCCCAGGCUCCCAGAUUGGCCUGCUCCGUGACACGGCUGCGUGACCUGGUGGUGGACGAUGUCCAGGGCCCCAGACUACCUGCUUCAGCUGCUGCGGGGCGCCCCCAGGCGGCGCGUCUGCACCUUCUUUCUCAUCGUCUUCAAGCUGUUGUGCUUUGUCUUCGUGCUCAUCUACUGGCAUGUUGGCGGGGAGCCUGAGGACCGAGCCCACCUCUACAGCCUGCCCGUGGACAUCCCCUGCCCCACGCUGGGGCCCCCCGGCCCGCCCAACAGCACCCCACUUGCAGGCAACAACAUUUUCUUCCUAGAGACUUCGGAGAGGACCAACCCCAACUUCCUGUUCGCCUGCUCAGUGGAGUCGGCCGCCAGGGCGCACCCCGAGGCGCAGGUGGUGGUGUUCAUGAAGGGGCUGCGCGGCGCCCCGCCGCCCCGGAACCUGGGCCUGUCGCUCCUGGGCUGCUUCCCCAACGUGCAGCUGCUGCCGCUGGACCUGGACGCGCUGUUCCGGGGGACCCCGCUGGCCACCUGGCACACGGCCUCGCAGUGGCGUUGGGAGCCCUACCGGCUGCCCGUAACCUCGGACGCUGCGCGCCUGGCACUGCUCUGGCGAUUCGGGGGUGUCUACCUGGACACAGACUUCAUUGUCCUGCGCAAUCUGGGGAAGCUGAGAAAUGUGCUGGGCAUGCAGUCGCGCUACGUUCUCAACGGCGCCUUCCUGGCCUUUGAGCAGCGACACGAGUUCCUGGCACUGUGCAUGCGUGACUUUGUGGCGCACUACAACGGCUGGGUCUGGGGCCACCAGGGCCCCCAGCUGCUCACGCGCGUCUUCAAGAAGUGGUGCGGGAUCCGCAGCCUGGCCCAGAGCCGCAGCUGCCGCGGCGUCACCACCCUACCACGCCAGGCCUUCUACCCCGUGCCCUGGCAGAACUGGAAGAAGUAUUUCGAGGACAUCAGCCCCAAGAAGCUGUCGCAGCUGCUCAAUGCCACCUACGCUGCACAUGUGUGGAACAAGAAGAGCGAGGGCUCACAUUUUGAGGUCUCCUCUCGGACGCUGCUGGGCCAACUAUAUGCCCGCUACUGCCCCACGACACACUGGGCCGUGAGGCUGUACUUGUGAGGGACCUGGAUGUAGGCAGGAGACUGCAGGCUGCUGCAGUGGGGGGGGGGACCAGGAGGUGGGGUGCAGGGAUGUGGUC